Messenger RNA from Liolophura sinensis, 1076 nucleotides. RefSeq names its product WW domain binding protein 1-like. The record is from RefSeq and is a predicted model, not a curated record. The coding region runs from base 164 to 946 and encodes 260 amino acids. Gene Ontology annotation, cellular component: cytoplasmic vesicle membrane. The transcript has 6 exons. NCBI's taxonomy places the organism in Eukaryota, Metazoa, Mollusca, Polyplacophora, Chitonida, Chitonidae.
UUUGACACAAUCUGUGUUGUCGACAGCUGCAAGGAUUUCACUGUCUGGACAACAUUUUAUUACAGUUUCACAUUGCUGUAGAGGACAGGUUGACUGGAUCUGUGUUUUUAACAUCCCUACUGAAACAAACACAUCAAACUUUUGUGUGACAGUUCACUGAAAGAUGUUUUGUGACAUAGGCAGGGCUGUUCGUGGUGUCGCCGCCAUUCUGUUUUUCUGUUUUACUCAGGUAUCUGGUGAACUAUGCAAAGAAUAUGGGCAUUACUGUAAUGCUCCAUCACGGUGCUGUGGGUCAGAUUGUUGUACUGACCAGGAUUACGAUGCCUCCAUGAUCAGGUAUUACAGGUGGAACCUCUGGAACAUGUGGUAUUUCUGGUUCAUCAUCGUCUUCAUCCUUAUGUCAUGUUUUGGAGGUUGUGGAUACUACAAGAGACGACAGAUGUUAUUUGCUCGUCAGAGGGCGUCCGGCCUCUCCUUGGCCCCUCCUCCUCGAUCGACUCACCGGAACUCGCGAACGCCUGUCUCCGUGGCUAUGCCAAUAUACCCACAUGCUUAUGCGUAUUCAGGCCCCGGGGCAGAUCCCGGAGCAUACUUCAUGGCCCCUCCCCCAUACUCUGAGGUUGUGUCUCAGCCAGAUUUGUACCCAGUAAACAAGUCUGAGCUGCCUCCAUACCCGGGGGAUGACGCACCUCCCCCUGCAGCCCCUGAUGCUAACACAGCCACAAACAACCACCUGUCAUCUUCCCAGACUGCCUCAGUGCCUACUACACAAGUUUCAGAAGUGAUGACCAACUCUAACUCUUCACCGGUCCCAGCUAAUUUGGAGGUAGAUCAUCAGUGCAGUGCACCCAGUCAAGGGGCAGCAGGGGUGGAGAGAGCCCGAGGAGGGGGCACUGUAACAGGGUGUCCGGACCAUACCUCGGGCAGGACAAACCAGGCUUAUUAGGCCUGGGUUUGGAGACUAUGCCAGUCAGCUAAAGAUGUUCAUAUUUGCUCUUUACAUGUAUAUCUGGGUUUUUUUUUUUUUUUUAAAAUGUACACCUUAAAUGAAGUUUAAUCCAAAUGUGGUAGUUUUU